AUGACCGGUCCAUCAGACACAUCGACGAAUCAACCUUUCAAUCAUCCUCAUCCUGCCAUGACUGUCUUCUGGUAUGCGGCCGCUGUUCUGUCGGCGCUUGCAGCGUUGCACCGCCUGUUCAAGUUGCAUGCUGUCCACUCGCUGUUUCUUUCAUGCGCCACACGAACAGACACGCGCUGCCAGACCCGAUUUGAGAAUCUGGAGCACUUUUAUACCCCGCGCGGAGACGCUGCCCGCUACAAAUGGCCAACAUUGGUCACUUAUGAGUUCGAAGCGGAUGGGGACAGCAUCCUCAUUGAAGUUCCCGCUGGGAGCUUCUGGGGCUUACCGGCAGUACGCCACCACACACAAGAAAUGUGCAGAGAGGUGUACAUGGUGAGCGGGAACUGGGCGAUAGGGCAGUUUAUGGGCAGCGGACCUGUCAGAGGUCCUCCAGAACUGCCAAACCUGUUCCAGAGAAUCGUCAUCAGGUAUGCUCCGGCCCAACGGCCCUCUCAGAUCCGACGCUUUGGCUCCAAGAAAGCCCGGCAGCUGGACCACAUGAUUGUCAGUGCGGUUCAGGAUGCCCGAGUCUAUUUCAAAUUAUGUUCUACACCAUUAUGGCUCCGCCUUGUCUACGCAGCCUUGAGCGCCCUCUCUCCACAUGCCGCCGACACGCUCGCCCGGCGCAUUCUUUGGGUUCAGAUCCGCACCAUGUUCUUUUGUCAUGACACUUGGGAAUUCCGCGGAACCUGUAUGAUAUUUCGCAUUUUCUGGCCCUUCUUCAACGAACCAGACUGGGUCCGAAAGUUUGAGGACUGGAGUGAGGGGUACAAGUCGAGACAGUUUCUACGCCUCAACUAUUGGCUUGGGUAUGCACUUUUGGGAAUGGAGCCCGAAUAUGCCGAGUAUCAGAUAGCCACCCCCAAAAUAUACAUAUACAUGGUCAAGGCAAGCAGAUCAAAUGCCGGUUCGUGGCUCCUGGUCACGCCUGGCUGCGUCUGCUUUCAAUCCUAUCCCCUGCAGCAUCGUGUUGCUCUGCGAAAUUGUAGCCUGAUUUUUAGUAACGAAGAAGCAGCCCAGACUGUACACUCUCUGAACCAAGAUAUCAUCUUGGUUCAGAGACCUCAUGCUCCCUCAAAGUCAAGUGCCUCACCAAGCGACAUGAUUGUCCCACUGGAAUUUCUUUGCUUUUCCGUCGUGGCUUUGCUUUGCUCCCGAAGCUUGGCAAAGCCCACCACGAGUCCUCUGUCUAUGCUCGAAAUUGACUUUAUCAAGCCAACGAAAGAGCAAAUGACAGAGAUCCAUGACAAAUUUAUCUUGUCUCUGAACACGACCGAGGCUAGCUUUCCCCCUCCUCCCCCUCCUCCCCCGCUACCCCAUACUAUUUCGUUGGCAAACGCCAGUUCCGCCGACCUUUCCCAAGCAAGGGCCCGGGUCGAUCGAGCAAUCAAGCAACAGGGCGAAUACAACAUAUGGCGUCUUGCCAAUCCCAAGCGAGGCAAAAAACUAGACCCCAGUACAGCCCGAGUCCAAAGGGACACUGCAAAGCAACCUUUUCCACCACGGCUCACGCCUGAGCUCCUCAAAGCCGUGAAGCUCACCAACGACGUCGACACGCAGGAUCUACAUAACAAUGGUACCCUGCAGCGGUACCAAAGCGAAGCUAAAAUUUACAUCCAAGAUUUGCGACCCCCAGUGGGCAGCUCAGCCAGACCAACUUCUCUGAAACGGGUCACUGGAUGGGAUGGUAGUGACUGGAUGGCAGAUCAGGACCACAGCCUCUCUCAGCAGCCGUUUCACUCUGAGAAAGACUACAAGGUCUGGCGCAAUGUCAAGGACUACGGCGCGGUCGGAGAUGGUGUCACCGACGACACAGACGCCAUUCAAAAAGCAAUUUCGGAUGGCAAACGAUGCGGCAAGGGCUGCCCCGAGUCAUCCGUUAGCGGAGCCAUAGUAUACUUCCCCAGCGGUACAUAUCGUGUCGACCGUUCCAUCGUGCUUUACUACAACACGCAGCUCGUCGGCGGCGUGAAAGGUGCAAUUCCUACUAUACAGUCGGCUAGAAACUUUAUCGGACUUGGCGUCUUCACGACCGACGUCUACCUCCCCGAUGGCCAUUCAGAGUGGUACCUCAACACAAGCAAUUUUUAUCGAAGUAUUCGUGGAUUGCAAAUUGAUAUCCGACUGACCAGGCAGAAGGGCAUGGUAGGUAUUCACUGGCAAGUGGCGCAGGCGACAACUAUUGAAGAAACCAGUGUCAUGAUGUCGAAUGCUUCUUCGACCACCCAGGUUGGCAUUUUUGCGGAGAAUGGAAGCGGAGGCUGGAUGGGCGACAUUACCAUUAGCAAUGGCGAAUAUGGUAUCCUGGCCGGAAGUCAGCAGUAUUCGGCGUCGCGCAUCACAAUUAUCGGCUCGCAGAAAUGUAUCGGUCUGAUAUGGAAUUGGGUCUGGUCGUGGUCGCAUCUUCGUCUCGAAGGUUGCAAAGUCGGCAUUGACCUGACUGCCGGCGGUUCCGAUUCGAAAUCCCCCGUCGGUUCACUCUCCGUUGUCGAUUCCUCCAUCAUUCACUGCGACACCGCCAUCAAAGCACAUCCUUUCACCUUGACACAGGCAAAGGAACAAGGCUCGACCAUCAUCACUCUCAGUCAUUCGCAGAUCUAUGGAUCCACUACCUUCAUAGGCUUUGCAGACGGAGCCUCCAUCUCGAAGAGGGUUGAUGACUGGAAAAUUGACUACUGGCAAUUCGGAAAUGACUUUCGGCAAGGAGAUGUAGCCCACGGAGAAUCAACGCCUAAAGAGGACCGGCCCGCAAGCCUCUUGGAUAGUAAUGGCAAUUGGUUCAGCACCGGGUAUGAUUGGAUGCUCCCUCAGGCUCUUCGGCGUCGGAUCAGACUGACCUCAGGCUCCAGCAAGCCCAUCUUUUACAAUCGCAACAAGGACCAGGUCAUCAACGCAAGGCUCCAUGCCGCAGGGGAUGGAAAGACGGAUGACACGGUCGCUCUUCAGUCGUUGUUCCAGUACGCCGCAGAGAACAGUCUUGUGCUCUAUAUUCCAGGCAAGUCUGGCGUCUAUCUCAUCUCAAGCCCCCUACUUAUUCCGCCCAACAGCCGCAUCCGAGGCGAGGUUUGGUCGCAACUCAUGGCAGUCGGGGAUAGAUUUUCCGAUGCUCAGCAUCCAACGGCCAUGAUCACAGUCGGUCAAGGAGAAAAAGAUGGUUUGGUACAAAUGGAAAAUCUGUUAUUCACAUCUAGAGGAGCACUACCAGGCUUGGCGCUUCUGCAAUGGAAUAUCCAGAAAAGCAAGCCAGGGAAUGUUGGCAUGUGGGAUUGUCAUUUUCGAGUCGGCGGCGCCGUUGGUACCGAUCUACGCAAGACGGAUUGUCCCAAGCUCUCUGGAAGCGUCAACAAGAAAUGCAUUGCAGGCGCCAUCAUGUUUGUGAAGACGGAUAAAGGCAGCGGAUACUUUGAGAACAUGUGGGCGUGGGUGGCUGAUCACGAUCUCGAUGAUGCUGCAGGCGACGACUCCAACCAGAUCAACGUUUACUUUGGCCGAGGAAUUCUUAUAUUUGGCGAUGGGCCAACUUGGUGGCGUGGCACGGCGUCGGAGCACAGUGCCAUGUACCAGUACAAUAUUGUGAGUGCCUCCAACGUGUACAUGAGUAUCAUUCAGACCGAGUCGCCUUACUAUCAAGGCACCUCGUUCUUGCAAGCCCCAGCUCCGUUCAAAGUAGACAACUGGAUUGGAGAGCCUUUGUUUGAUACAUGUGGAAGUGCCACUACCAACUGCAACGUCGCCUGGGCUCUGCUUAUUCAAGCCUCUGACGGCAUCUACAUCGAUGGCACUGGUCUUUACUCGUGGUUUCAGAACUACAACCAGGACUGUGUCGGCAAGAAGAAUUGCCAACAGCGACUUGUCAACAUUUUCAACUCUGCCAAUGUUUUUAUUUCACAUUUAAUUACCAUCGGAUCUGUCGAGGUAGUGACGCCCGCCAUCAGCAACUAUUACAACCGCAUCAUCUACGUGGAUGACGCCCUGGAAGCUUCUGCCUAUCCCUGGUGGACAGCGGUUGCCAGCUAUCUGGACAGCAGCGACAAGAUAAAUAUCACAAGCGGUGCUUACCCCAUCAAGAAGGGCUGGGUAUCGUUUGGCGACUCAUAUGCCGCGGGCAUUGGUGCUGGUUCUCCAUUGGACACGGAGUCAAAAUGCUCCCGUGGGAGGGGAGGCCACCCUGCGAUCCUGAACCAGAUCAUCCGACAGUCGCAUCAAGUGAGCCCUUCUUGGCAAGUUUAUGCGUGCAGUGGAGAGACGGCUGCUCAAUUUCAUGCAAAGGAAGGCGUAAACCAGCUUGGACGUUGGGUGCCCGACACGUCAGAUGUUGCCACAGUCUCGUUUACGGGCAAUGAUUUUGGAUUCGGCGACAUCGUCAGUCAUUGCAUCAUGGGAUAUCCCCGAGGAAGUCAAAACGAAAAAUGUGCAAUGGACCGUGCACUCACCACGGCCAAGUUGAACGCUGACGGCAAGGUGACGGAACUAGUCCACGACAUCCUCGAUGACAUCUUCAGGAAGAAGGGUGACAACGGCCGAUUCAUGGUGUACUGGACCGGUUAUCCGCAAUUCUUUGACUCGUCUGAUCAUGCGUGCGAUCUUGUGCACUUCUCAGCUUGGGGGGGCAUCUGGAGAGGUGCAGACCUCACAACGUCGCUGCGUCUCGAACUCAACAGUUUUUCCACGCAGCUCAACGGGCUGAUUAAAUUCGCCAUCCAUACCUACAACUACCAUCUGCCCUUUCCCAGGGCCAAGUUUGUUGACCUGGAUACCAAUUCGAACAUAUAUGCCCGUCGUCGUUUUUGCGAGCCGGGCGCAACAGAGCCGCGCAGCACGCACGACAGUCAGAAUGCGGUGGCCGUUUUCUACCCCAAUGGCUGGGACGACAUCCCGAGCGCGAGUGAGAGCUUCUACAUGCCUCCCAAGGAAGACGGCGAUGCACCAGACAGUUGGUCCAUUUCCGUGCAGAGCUCCAUGUGCAGCGAGAGCGAAGACGCCAACGAGCCGCUCAGACCGAUGCUGUGCGCGGCGGCAAGGCAGGUUGCCAACGGGACCCUGACAAUCAGCGACAUUGAAAAGACGGGAGACGUGGGCGCCGGCGCCGGCGCGGCGGUCAAGAAUUCCGAUGGCUCCGUGACCAUUACAGCCUACUCCGUGGCCUACUUGAAAAUGUUUCACCCCAAGACGCGGGCCAAUCUGCAUAUUGCCCAGGCCGUCCACGACGCCUUGAUUUUCAACUGA
Cordyceps militaris CM01 is the source of this 5268-nucleotide messenger RNA. Its product is annotated as LysM domain protein. Gene Ontology annotation, molecular function: triacylglycerol lipase activity. The transcript is spliced from 16 exons. Gene Ontology annotation, biological process: triglyceride catabolic process. Bases 1 to 5268 code for a protein of 1755 amino acids. NCBI's taxonomy places the organism in Eukaryota, Fungi, Ascomycota, Sordariomycetes, Hypocreales, Cordycipitaceae. The record is from RefSeq and is a predicted model, not a curated record.